AUGACGGUAAUUCAUUAACAUUACUGUUACCAGACAUAGACUUAAUAGCCUUCCAAAACGUUCUAGGGUCUUUCAGGUUAUCAGUGGUAACAGACAUAAAAUAUUCAGAGAAUAGAAAAGAAGAGAAGAACACUUGUUUCGUAGCUGCCUAAAAAGAAGCCAAUCAGCAUCAGAACAUGAUUUCCUUGCCUUAGCCCAGGCUAGAUUACGUUCGUGAAUAAUACAAGACAGCUCAGAAGAAAACCAUGGAUUAUCCCGCCCUUUAACUCUGAACCUGUGGAGUGGGGCAUGUUUGUUUAUUAUUUGGAGAAAAAAAAUCAUGAAAGAAUUUCCAGGCAGUUUCCACAUCAGGAAUAAGCUCAAUCUUGCUCCAGUCAAAAUAAAACAAAUCAUGAAAGAAAGCCUGCUAAUUAAAACUCUUAAAAUGUAUCUUACGAAUAAAGCAUGGGUUUGUUUUAGGAACCUUAGUAUUUGUAACCAGCAACAACAGCACAAUGGUCACUUAAAUCAUUACAGAAAACACCAACCAGCAGAAUAUUAAUGUGGAACAUUUGUCAAUAUCAAAUCAAUCAGGGUAGAUUUCUCUGGACAUUUGAGAUUUGGGCGGGUGGGUGAAUUAAUCAACUGGGUAAGAUUCAUACUAUUACAAUACAUUUAUAAAUCAUCAGACACCGGCUUUAACCAACACCAGUUGAGAUCAACAGUCAAGAUCAUUUCACUGUAAAUAAGUUUAGACAUAAGGUGCAUCAGAGAAGAGAAUGCGUCACAGAGAGCAGAGGGGGGUCUAUAACAGCCAAUCACAGUUAUAGAGAGACCCUUUGAAACCUCAAGAUUCAAAGCAAGAAAUUCCAACUGUUUACAAAUAGUUUUAGACUUUGCCACACUUACAAGGAAUUUAGUAUUUACAUACAGUAUAUAGCCACAUCCCCACCUUUCUUAACUCGAUCAGUGCGAUACACAUUGUAACCAUUUAUACAAAUAUCCUUAUCAAGAACAGACUUGCUGAGCCAGGUUUCAGAAAGCACAAUUACAGUUGAAGUCGGAAGUGUACAUACACCUUAGCCAAAUACAUUUAAAUUCAGUUUUUCACAAUUCCUGACAUUUAAUCCUAGUAAAAAUUAGUUAGGAUCACCACUUUAUUUUAAGAAUGUGAAAUGUCAGAAUAAUAGUAGAGACAAUGAUCUAUUUCAGCUUUUAUUUAUUUCAUCACAUUUCCAGUGGGUCAGAAGUUUACAUACACUCAAUUAGUAUUUGGUAGCAUUGCCUUUAAAUUGUUUCACUUGGGUCAAACAUUUUGGGUAGCCUUCCACAAGCUUCCCACAAUAAGUUGGGUGAAUUUUGGCCCAUUCCUCCUGACAGAGCUGGUGUAACUGAGUCAGGUUUGUAGGCCUCCUUGCUCGCACACACUUUUUCAGUUGUGCCCACACAUUUUCUAUAGGAUUGAGGUCAGGGCUUUGUGAUGGCCACUCCAAUACCUAGACUUUGUUGUCUUUAAGCCAUUUUGCCACAACUUUGGAAGUAUGCUUGGGGUCAUUGUCCACUUGGAAGACCCAUUUGCAACCAAGCUUUAACUUCCUGACUGAUGUCUUGAGAUGUUGCUUCAAUAUAUCCACAUAAUUGUCCUUCCUCAUGAUGCCAUCUAUUUUGUGAAGUGCACCAGUCCGUCCUGCAGCAAAGCACCCCCACAGCAUGAUGCUGCCACCCCCGUGCUUCCCCCAAAAAACUAUAGUUUGUUAACAAGAAAUGUGGUGGAGUGGUUGAAAAACGAGUUUCAAUGGACUCCAACCUAAGUGUUGUAAACAUUCCUGACGUUCACACUGGAUCAUAUACCACGCACCGCUAUUUUUUUGUGUAUUUUUUUUAACAAGUUAUUUUAUUUAUUUCACUUCACCAAUUUUGACUAUUUUGUGUAGGUCCAUUACAUGAAAUCCAAAUAAAAAUCAAUUUAAAUUACAGGCUGUAAUGCAACAAAAUAGGAAAAAACGCCAUGGGGGACGAAUACUUUUGCAAGGCACUGUAGAUUAACAAGAAUUUAAGCUUUCUGCCCAUAUAAGACAUGUCUAUGUCCUGGAAAGUUUGCUGUUACUUACAACAGUCAUGCUAAUCACAUUAGCGCACGUUAGCUCAACCGUCCCGUAUACAGGACACCGAUCCCGUGGAGGUUAAUAAAUAAAACACUAAAUCCAUCCAGAUAAUCACGUGGGUUCAAACUUUAAAGCCUCGCACGGACGAGGCAGCAUAUUUUGGGAUAUAUUUCAAUUUAUCCCAAAAAUAUACAGUUGUUGCUGUUGCUGUAUUCACUCCGUGUGUGUGUGAGCCCUAUGGGCCCUGGUCAAAAGUAGUGCACUAUAUAAGGAAAAGGUUGCCAUUUGGGACUCCAGUUUCCAGGAGAUUUUCUGGCAGAUUGAGUUUGUGCUGACUCUGGCUUUUCGCGAGGGCAGGGCUCGGUACGGCUGGUGUUUAACCCAGCCAAAGCUAGGGGGAUUAGGCCACCGCAGAGCGUCGGACCGAGUGAAUCUUCUUAUUGCACAACCUGAUGGGCCUCCGCUGAUAAUCAUCUUUUAAACACAGCACUUUAAAAUGGUGUGCCUUUUUUGGUGUGUGUAAUAAAUCGUAAGCCAGCCCGGGGAUGGCUUUUCCACUUUAAUGCUUCAUAAACUGUCCAAGGUAAACAGUGUGUGUGUGUGUGUGUGUGUGUGUGUGUGUGUGUGUGUGUGUGUGUGUGUGUGUGUGUGUGUGUGUGUGUGUGUGUGUGUGUGUGUGUGUGUGUCUGUGUCUGUGUGUGUGUGCAGUAUUAGUUCAUUGGCUUAAACCCACACUUCCCCAUGUCCAUUUGGUUUGGAACUGAUAUUUGGACCCCCUAUGAUGAUGUAUUUGGUGAUAGUGGUUUAUUAUAGUAGAAAUCCAUCACCAUCCUGUAAAUCUAUUUGUUGUUCUGCAGCUGACAUAGCUAUAAUACACACGUCAUAUUAUACUAAAUAUAUCAGGUUCUACUUACAAUAUAUCAACAUGACAAAUAAAUACUCAUGUAACACAAUUAUUAUUAUGAGUAUUGUUUAAAGUGACCAUUAUCAUAUUGGUGUGGGGCAGUUCAAUAGGGAUUGUGUAGGCGGUGGAACGGUCUCCGAAAUGUGUUGCUUUUCCUUGCCUGUUUUUUAGCAAAGUUCUCUCACUUCCACCAUACGAUGUCUCCCAAGUCCCAACCCUAUAGAGUGUGGUACUGCCUUCCCUCUCAAAGGAUGACCUAUAUGACCUUCCAUAUUGUCAUGUCAGAUUUUAUAGCUUGUGUUGUAUAUGGCUCUAUCUCUUGGUGAUUUUUUUUUUUUAUAACUCAGUGCUGCUCAAUAUGGUGUCCAUAUUAGGUGAGACUGCUGAGACUGAGUCUGUCUUAAUAUGGACCCCAUACUCUAGAAUACAAGACAAAUUCCUACAACUGAACUGACCUGCACUGAAUGUAACCUUUGGUCCUCUGUCCCCUGCAGGUCAUUGAGACCAUCAGUGCAAUGGACAGAGACAAACCUCAGAGUGGACACCGCUUCUUCUUCUCCCUGACCGCAGAGGCUGUUGGGAACCUCAACUUCACCCUGAGAGACAACAAAGGUAAGGGCAGCAGGACAACCUAAAAGAAUAAGGGAGCCCUUCGUAAUGAACGCCUAGUCACCAGGCAGCAGCAGCUCCACAACCCCAUAGUGGUUUCCUAGCCCUGAUAUGGCUAUUUUCCAUUAUCCAAACAUUAUAUCAGAGCUAACUGUCAUCAUGAUUAGUUGGAAUCCACCAAGUAUUACUAUCUGAACACAAUUUGAUCAUUGUAUUGCUGCUAUGCCUUCCUCCCCACAGACAACACCGCCUCUGUGCUGACCAUGCGAGGGGGUUUCCAGCGUCACGACCAGACUAUGUACCGCCUCCCCGUCCUCAUCAUGGACAGCGGGAGCCCCGCCCUCAGCAGCACCAACACCCUGUCCAUACGGGUGUGCGACUGCGACCCCGAUGGGGCUCCCCAGUCAUGUGGGAGUGAAGCCUCCAUGCUGUCAGCAGGCCUCAGCACCGGGGCCCUCAUCGCCAUCCUGGCCUGCAUCCUCACACUUCUGGGUAAGAGGCAGACAUUUUACCAAAAAACAUCAGGGCCCCAUCAGGCCUGCAAGCUGAUUUUUUGUGGCCCCCAGACUGACUUUUCAUGUCUUACUUACAUUUCAUAUCUUAUAACAGUACAAGAGAGUCAAAGCAAUUAUUUUAUCAAAGUCGCGAGAUGCCAGGCUUUCACAUUAACGACUUCACUGUAGAACAUCAGGCAUUUAUGGAAGCCCAUCUCCGAAAUAAAAUAUCUGUUUUGAUAUUUUAAUACAGGAGCUGAUGAACAGUGUUCAUAUACCUUUUCACGUUACACUAGUUGUACCCAGUUAAUCCCAAGAUGUCUUUCAAACAUUGGUAUGUCGCACGAACACAAUAAUGGUGGUGAAUAUCAUGUAGUGUGUUGAGUAAUAACGUGGGCUUUGGGAGGGGAGGACUUGUUGCCAUGGCAAUCAUUUUGACAACACCGUGGUGCGACGUAACUUCUCUAACACCAGAACUAUAUGAGAUGCACAUGACGAAAUUGUGA
Molecule: messenger RNA, 4597 nt
Organism: Coregonus sp. 'balchen'
Lineage: Eukaryota; Metazoa; Chordata; Actinopteri; Salmoniformes; Salmonidae
Source: the annotation of a GenBank genome assembly